AAGUUUCUUCCCUCUACAGCUGCAGGUACUGAGGCCUAUCAGACCUGCAGUACUGACACGUGUUAAAUAGAAUUCCUCUGUUUGGAAGCCGUACAUCAGGGUGAGCAGCACCCUUGUGAUGCAGGAACCGACAGCAUUGGAGUGUUCCAACGGAAAGGUUGUGAUGUGGGAACCGACAACGGUGCCCUGGAAGCGGCGCUCUGGAAUCUGCUCAUUCUGCCUGCUCUUGUCCCACGGAGAGGGAGCGAGAGGAGCAGCAGGAGCCUCAGUAUGGUGCUGGUCUCAGGGUUGUGCAAAGCCCUGCGGCGGGAGAGGGGCCGGGGCAAGAACCCGGCACCGCGGCCUCGGGCCAAGCGCCAUCCGGAGGAGCCAAGCCAGGCACUGGAGUUUGCCCGCAGUGUCGGCGCCCUCGUGCUGGGCCUGGCUCUGGCCAGCAUUUAUGGGGCAGUGGUGCUGCUGGUGCAGGGCCACGAUGUCUGGUACUGCCUGUGCAUCACCAUCAUCCUGGGAGCAGGGCUGGGGCUGGGCAUGGCCUUCUCCAGGAACACGCGGAUGAUCGUGCUGCUGGCACUGCCCCACUUCUUCACCAGGGAGGGGAAAAUUCUGGUCGUGGUGCUGGCGCUGUGCAUGACCGUGCAGGGCCCUGGCACCAACGUCCUGAACAACGUCUCCCAGCUCGCCAAGGCGCUGUCGUGCGGGGCUGAACUGGCCCAAAACCAGACGGCCGAGCGGCUGGAACGUGCCAAGGAGCCACUGCUGAACCUGCAGAACAAGAUCAAGGACAUCGGCCAGAAUGCCAAGGUGGUGAGCGACCGCGUCCGCAAGUUCGUCCGCUCCAUCAUGGGCUCCACCAGACACAUCGUCCGGAUCCUGCGCAACGUCUGGCUGUGGCUGUCGAAGGUCGGCGACGUCUGCAACAAGGAGCUGGGCUCACCCUUCCACAGCUGCGUUCGCUGCAUAGAAAAGGCCAAGGACGACUGUGAGCGCGCCCUCCCCGUCCUCUUCUUCAUCUGCUACGUCGUCGUCGGCUUCAAGUGGCUCUGCAACGUGGCUGAUGUUGUUGCCGGCUUCUUCUGCAUCAUCCCACAGUAUAUCCAGGAGUUCGUCCGGGCAAACGUCGCAGCCCCCAUCACGGACGCUCUGAACCACGUCCGCCAGGAGUUUGAGUUCAACAUCUCGGUCGUACACCACUUCAACGUCAGCCUCAACGCCAGCAAGAGCCUGGGGCAGGUGUCCCGGGACAUAAUGGAGGCCGUGCAGAACCACCUGGAGCCCUACCACCACGGCCUGGAGGUCUUCUCCUACAUCUCCUUCUGGGCCAUUCUCUACUUGUGCUUCCACGCGAUGCGGUACCGGCGCCGCUUCCUGUGGGACGACACCUUCGACAACGUUUACAUCACGCGGCGCUUCGUGGAGCUGGACCUGCGGCGGGCGGAGCAGGGCAGACCCACCGUGCUGCCCCUGACGGCGCGGGAGAGGGGCCGCUACAUCCCCCCAGCCGCGCUGUGGCUGUCAAAGAAAGAGAGGCAGCAGUAUGGGAUUCAGCUGAUGGGCUUGCUGCGCCACGUGCUGCUGGGGUUCAGCAUCAUCCUGGCCGACUACAGCAUCUUCUGGCUGCUUGACCUGUUCCGGCACCAGCUGAGCGCGGAGAUCGUUGCCAGGGCGCCAUCGACAGUGGCUGUCAAAGUCAACGGGACGGGCUACACCAGUGAGAUCUUCCAGGACCUGGUCUCUGCCUUCAACGCGCUGCAGGAGGGCCACGUCUCGGUGCUGUCCCAGGUCUGCCUCAUCGAGCCCGUGGAGCCCGACCACAGCACCUACAUCACCAUCGGAAUCCUGUACGGUCUCUGGCUUUUCAUCACCAUCUUUGGCUCCUACAUGGCACGCCUGCGCCAGGCAGUGUGUGCCGCCUACUACCCGUCCCGUGAGCAGGAGCGCAUGGUCUUCCUCCACAACAUCAUCCUGGCACGGCGGGAGUGGAUGGCAUUCGCCCUGCGCUCAAGUGGCACACAGAGCACGGCUGAUGGUAGGAAAGGCAAACUCUUCCUCAUCCUCAUCUCCAGGUUCCCUGUCCUUGCCCGCUUCUCUCGCUUCUUUGGCAUUGAGCAGAAACACUGCCUGGCCUGUGGGGUGGUGGAGCAGCCGGGUUUCAGUGCAUGCAUCACGCCCAGCUGCAGAGGGUUGUAUUGCAGGGAGUGCUCCAGAGCCCUGAGAAACACCUGCUCUGUCUGCAUGGCCACCCUGAACUACGCGGACUCUGUGGACGAGGAGAUAGACUCCAGCGAUGAGGAGAUGCUUCACUACAAGGAGCAGGCUGAGAGCAGGGACAGCGAGCUGCGGGAGGUGGUGGCACCCUCGGCCGGGACAGAGACACGCAAGAGGAAGAAACGGCCCAACACAACCCUGAAGCGAGUGGUGGUCGCAGUCCUGCCCGGCCCGUGCAGCAGGUUCCUCUGGAGCCGGCGGGAUGAGCAUCGCUGCAGCAAGAUCUUCCUGGGUGCUGGUUUGGGGAUGCUCCUCAGCCUCGGACUCUGCCAGCUGCUCAUCAUGCCUCUGGACCUGUCAGAGUCAUACAGGGUGAAGCUUACCUGGGGGCUGACGGGGGUGACUGCCUUGGGCUGGGCCACGUCCCCCCACUUCCGCUGUGCCAACCUGCUCAUGGUCCCCAAGUUCCUGGGCAAAGAGGGUCGGCUUUACGUUCUCUCCUUUGUCUUCGCCGCCAUCUACCAUGGGCCCGUGGCCAACCUCUGGCACAACCUGAUGGAGGCGAAACGCUCGAUGGACUGCGUGGUGGAUCUUCAGGUCAACCACACGACCGGUCUCUGGGAGGUGUCGACGUCCCCCCUGCGCCGCGUGAUGGAGGAGCUGGUGCGGAGCGGGGAGACGCUGAACGCGGAGAUGCAGAACGUCUCACACGCCUUCAUGGAGCUGAACGACCAGGUGGCCAGCAACGAGGGCUACGACCUGCGGCAGGACAAGGGCAAGGGCACCAAGCGGGCCCGCAGCACCCAGGAGCUGUACGAGAGGAAGACCAAACAUCGCUGUGCCACUGUGCUCGAGAGUGGUCGUCAGAGCUGCUUAGACUAUUUCCAAGAGCUGCACAGGGCCUGCAUGGAAAAAGUGUCCGUGCCCCUCAUCAACCACGUCCUCUGCCUGCCCAUGCGGCUCGGGUUCCUCUGCCAAGCAGUCAACCUCAUGAGCUCCUGGUGCGAGGAGAGGAUCCCUGUGGACAGCAACUUCGGGAAGGUGUUCGACCAGGUGAACGACACCGUCCAAAGCCUCGGCCAGGAAUUCACUGCCAGCAUCGUCUACAAGGAGAAGCACCAGGAGAUGGUGGUGGGCAUCAACAUAGUGGAGCAGCUGCAGGAGGAGGUGACCUCGCAACUGCGGGAGGAAGGCGCCCGCCUGGGCUUGGCCGUCUCCUUCUUCCGCCUGUUGCUGUCCUUCACCUUCCUCUUCGUCUUCUUCUCGGCUUUCUACUACACCUACCGGUACUGCCACGACAUCGGCUUCGACAACUGCUACAUCACCACCUACUUCCAACAAAUCGAUGCCCGGCGUGGAGAGCAGAACAAGCGGACGCUGCUGCCCCUGCUCCGGAACGAGGCCUCGGCUUUCGUCUUCCCGUGCCGCCUGGCCCUGCAGCGACCUGAGCUGAAGUACAUGGUGAUGGAACUGCUCAGGUGCAUCCCGCUCCUGCUCUUCCUCAUCUUCGUCUGUGGCCUGGACCACUUCAUCUUCAGCGUUCUCAGCAUCAUCCAGCACCAUUCCUUUGUGCAGUAUUCCUACCAAACCAGCCACCACAUGUCCGUGACCGUGAUGGGCAAGUCCCUGAUGGCUCAGCUGCUGCGGAGCACCAUCGGGGCCCUCAACACCUCCUUCGGCACCCAAGUGGAGACCUCCAACCGCGCCUGCCUGCCAAACGCCCACGGCAUGACGAGGGAGCAGUACCUGAACACUUGCCUGCCCCUGGCCGCGCUGGCCCUGCUCUGCCUGGCCCAGGUCUACCCGUUCCGCCUGCGCCGCGCCAUCGCCGCCUUCUACUUCCCCAAGCGGGAGAAGACUCGGGUGCUGUUCUUGUACAACAAGUUGCUGCGGCAGAGGAAGAAUUUCUUCCAGCUGCAGCGGAGACGCGUCGCCCGGAGAGCACGGCAGCCCCCGGGGCUGGGGAAGUCGCUGCUGGAGUGGUGCAGCCAGCAUUGGCCUUGGCUGCGCCGCUGCCAGCGCCGGAGCUGCACAUUGUGUGGGACGCCCGGCACCCCCUGGCACCAGGUCUGCCCCACUCCCGGCUGCGGUGCCUUGUACUGCGAUCGGUGCUGGACGGAGGCGGGCGGGACGUGCCUCGCCUGCAGCCCCGAGGAGCCCGGGCUCGUCCAGGACAGCAGCGAGGAGGAGGAGGAGCCGGGGUACGCGGGAUGAGGGGGCCGGCAAUAAAGGCUGU
Neopelma chrysocephalum (saffron-crested tyrant-manakin) is the source of this 4441-nucleotide messenger RNA. RefSeq lists its product as uncharacterized. Bases 271 to 4419 code for a protein of 1382 amino acids. Gene Ontology annotation, cellular component: membrane. The transcript is spliced from 29 exons. The record is from RefSeq and is a predicted model, not a curated record. NCBI's taxonomy places the organism in Eukaryota, Metazoa, Chordata, Aves, Passeriformes, Pipridae.